AUGCCUGCAACAUCCUCCACCCUCCUCGCCCUGGCGGCUCUCACUUCCCUCACCACCGCCCACUUCAACCUCAACUUCCCCGCCGCGCGAGGCUUCGAUGAAGACAAACUCGGCACCUUCCCCUGCGGCGGACAAGACACUGUCUCUACCACACGCACACCAUGGCCCCUCACAGGCGGGCAAAUCGCUUUGGAGAUGGGCCACAUCGACGCGAAUGUUGAAGUCCUCAUCGGAGUCGGUAACGAUCCCGGCUCGUCUUUCGACACUGUUCUCCGUCCAACAUUCAUGGAACAAGGGCUCGGCGCCUUCUGCAUGACGGGCAUGGACAUUCCGAGCAGCCUGGGCAUGAUGAAUGGUAUGAAUGCCACCAUUCAAGUUGUGACCAAUGGAGAUCCUGAUGGUGGAUUGUAUAACUGUGCGGACAUCACGUUCAGUAGUACUGCGAUGAUGGCGGGGAUGGAUAUUUGUAAGAAUGCAACGGGGGUGACGGCGAGUGAGGCGCCGAUGGGCGGGAAUCCGAAUGUCACGAAUUCCAUCUCGACGAAUACGGAGUCGGUGAGUCCAAGUUCGACGUCUGGAGCGCCUGGAGCGUCGGCAUCGUCGGCAGCGAGUGCAGGGGGUGUUGGGAAUGCGUGGGGUGGGGGUUUGAUUGUUGCUGGUGCUGCGGCUUGGGCCGUCGUGUUGUAG
Cadophora gregata is the source of this 687-nucleotide messenger RNA. RefSeq lists its product as uncharacterized. NCBI's taxonomy places the organism in Eukaryota, Fungi, Ascomycota, Leotiomycetes, Helotiales, Ploettnerulaceae. The record is from RefSeq and is a predicted model, not a curated record. The transcript has a single exon. The coding region runs from base 1 to 687 and encodes 228 amino acids.